Molecule: messenger RNA, 6204 nt
Organism: Salarias fasciatus (jewelled blenny)
Lineage: Eukaryota; Metazoa; Chordata; Actinopteri; Blenniiformes; Blenniidae
Gene: arhgef10la
Product: Rho guanine nucleotide exchange factor (GEF) 10-like a
Exons: 27
Coding region: 432-4298 (1288 amino acids)
Biological process (GO): SREBP signaling pathway; actin cytoskeleton organization; positive regulation of stress fiber assembly
Cellular component (GO): cytosol
Molecular function (GO): guanyl-nucleotide exchange factor activity; protein binding
Source: RefSeq, a predicted model, not a curated record
GGGAAGCAGAAGGGGUCUGGAGAGUGGGAGGAGGGAGAAAGACCAAAGAAAGGACAGAAUGAGUAUGAAAGGGCUAAAGGGUGGAGGGGCAUCUAAAAAAGAGAGGGACAGAGAGGGGCGAUAGAGGGAGGAACCCCAGCAGACAGGCCGAGGGAGAGAGAAGGAGAGGGGAGGGAGCAGAGAGGGUUACCUCAUCCAGAUCUACUGGUGCACACGGUGCAGGGGAGAAGUUGUGGGAAAGUAAACAGCAGAGGAGGAUCCAGCCUCUCUUCAGCCACCAGCAGCCCUCACUGGACACUGUAAAGAUGAGUGUGGUGGACCCGGCAGUGUGGUAAAGGCUGGGAGUUUAUGGGAGGUUACCAGGAUUAAAGGGUCAACAGGGAGUGCCUGAAGCUUCUUGGAGGAUAUACCACUCAGGACAAGGAGAAAUCAUGUCGACUUUGAUGUCCCAGCAACCCCCAAAAGAGGACGAAGAGGAGGAUGAUGAGGAGCAAGGGGAAGGGUUCCAGUUUGACGACAGCACCGAUGAGGAAACGCCAAAAGAGAAUGGUGACGGGCUCGGUGUGGAUUGUACUGGAAAAACAACUGGAAGUGGAUCACAAACGGACACAAACGGCACGAAACCUUCUGAAACUUCGCCUCCUGCUGGACCGGAGGACAAAAACAAGCCUGCAGCUUCAAGCGCAACCACAGACGUUCCAGUUCCCGAGUCAUCCAGCCGGGCCGUAGCAGCAGCCUCAGCAGCAGCAGCACAGCCCAGUACCUCCGCUCCCCCUGUGGAGACGGCGCUCCAGGGUCUUCCUGUACCGCCGCCAGCUGCGGACACGCCGGCUGAUUCGGGAGACUCCGGGAAAGAAACUAUCAAGAAAGGCUGUGGCUCCGGGGACAUCUCUGAAGGCUCGCUGGUGGCCGACGCCGAGCCGCAGACGGCGGACGCCUCAGAGGUGAUCUACGAUGACGUUCCGAGCGAGGAGCCCCUCUCUCCUGAUGAAGAUACGCUUUACGAAGAUGUUCAGAGAGACGGCGGACCCGUUCAUGCUGACAAUGGGUGGAGCUCCAGUGAAUUUGAGAGCUACGACGAGCAAUCCGAUAAUGAGACAAAACUACCGACAAGGAGCAAGCUCGCUCCUGAAGUGCGUCGGCUGAGGGAUCGAUGUGCCAGGACCAAACGUGAACUAGCCACCAGGCUGUCUGGAAAGAACAACUAUGACAUCAAGGUUCAGCAACUCAUGAAGGCGGCAAGAAGCGGAACGAAGGAUGGGCUUGAAAGGACCAAAAUAGCCGUCAUGCGAAAAGUUUCAUUCCUGCAGCGAAAAGAUCAAUUGGAGGAGGAAGAUGAUGCAGGGUACCUGGAUGUGAAUGUGUCAGAAGUGAAGCAUCCCCCUCCUCAGCUGAGCCCCAUGCCAGAGGGUCUGACCAGCCACCAGGUUGUCAGACGCCAUAUCCUGAGCUCCAUCAUUCAGAGUGAACGCAGUUACCUGGAGUCUCUCAGGAGAAUCCUGCAGGACUACCACCGGCCGUUAAUGGAAGCUGAUCCCCGCAUCCUGAGCCCUCGGAAGAUCCGGCCCAUAUUUUAUCGAAUCAGGGAGAUCACGCAGUGCCACUCCAUGUUCCAGAUCGCACUGGCGUCUCGUGUGGCUGAGUGGGACACCAGCGAGAAAAUCGGAGACCUCUUUGUUGCUUCGUUCUCCAAGUCCAUGGUGUUGGACGUGUACAGCGAUUAUGUGAACAAUUUCACCAACGCCAUGGCGCUCAUCAAAAAGGCGUGCAUUUCUAAACCGGCGUUUCUGGAAUUCCUGAAGAAGAAGCAAGCGUCCAGUGUUGACCGGAUCACUCUCUACGGCCUGAUGGUGAAGCCCAUUCAGCGAUUCCCACAGUUUAUAUUGCUCCUUCAGGACAUGCUCAAGAAUACACCGAAGGGGCACGUGGAUCGUUUGCCCCUGCAGCUCGCUCUGACCGAGCUGGAGAUGCUGGCAGAGAAGCUGAAUGAACAGAAACGAGUCGCUGACCAGAUUGCGGAGACUCAGCAGCUAGCCCGCAGCGUCAGUGAUCGGCUGCUCAGUAAGCAACUGAACUCGGAGCAGGGGUCACUGGUCCUUUGUGAGACUCUUAUUGAGACCGUGUAUGGCGAGCGGGGACAGAUCCUGAAGUCCAAGGAGAGGAAAGUCUUCCUCUUUGAUGACGUGCUUAUCUGUGCCAACAUAAAUGUCAAAGGGCCUCCAGAUAUCAGCAGUCUGGUCCCCAUCGGACCCAAAUACACCAUGAAGUGGAGCGCCCCCUUGCUGCAGGUGCAAGUUGUGGAGGUUGGGCAAGAGGCUCCUCAAGGCAAAGACACCUUGUUCCAGCAGGGCGGCGCUAAGAGACCAAGUGGUGCCAGCAGCACGUCAGGUAAAGCGAUUCUGGGCCCGCCGAGGCUCUACCAGGAGCUGCAGGAACUCCAAUAUGACCUUUCUGUGGUCGAAGAGGUCACCCUCCUCGUGGGCACACUGCAGGGGACGUACCAGAACCUGAACACAACUGUGGCCCAGGACUGGUGUCUGGCUCUGCAGAGGCUUAUUCGCAUCAAAGAAGAACAGAUCCAGAGCGCUAACAAAUGUCGCUUACGCCUGCAGGUGCCUGGCAGGCCAGACAAGUCGGGGCGCCCUGUCAGCUUCAUGGUGGUCUUCAACACUCCCAACCCUCUGAGUAAGAUCUCCUGGGUGAACCGUCUGCACUUGGCCAAGAUUGCACUACGAGAGGAGAAUUCACCUGGCUGGCUCUGUGGAGAAGAUGAAGGGAAAACCGUUGCCCCGUUUUGGUAUCCUCUCCUCGCUUGUCACAUGCCUGUUUUUGCUAUGAAGACCCCGGAAAGAAAGCUGGAAACUGCCCUCCACAACCCCGUACACUGCGCAUUGCUGGGUUUCUCUGCAGCGAGUACCUCUUUACCUCAAGGCUACCUCUGGGUAGCGGCUGGUGGAGAAGGUUCCCAAGGGCAGAUAGAGAUAUUUUCCCUCAACAGGACCACGCCGAGGGCCGUGAAGAGCCUGCAGGUCGGCUCCGCCGUCCGAUGUCUGGAUUAUGUGCCAGAACCUUCUCCGACGGAAGAAAUGGAGGCCGGCGUGAACAAGGCCCCCGCGGGGAUCGGCUCCAGCAUUUGCGUCGGAUUAGACGACGGCCGCGUCCUGGUCUACGGCAGCGUGGACAGCGCGGCACAAUGUCUGCUGACCCUCCGCAACCCAGAGGGCUGCCCUGUGCUGUGCCUGAGGCACUCGUCCCGCUUCCUGUUUGCAGGCCUGCGGAACGGGACCGUGAUGGUUUAUGGACGGAAUAACAGCGAUGACCUUUGGGACCCCGACUCGUGCAGGUGUGUGAGUUUGGGUUCGGAUCCUGUUCGGACCCUGCUGGUUCUGGACGACUCGGUAUGGGCGAGCUGCGGUAACUCUGUUACGGUCCUGGAGAUCUCCAGCCUCAACACUCAGAAGUUUGAGGUCCACCCCGACCCGAUGGUCAGCGUGGCACACAUGGCGUGCGCCGGCGGCGGGGUGUGGAUGGCGUUCUCCGAGGGCUCCUCCAUCCGCCUCUUCCACACCGAGACCCUGGAGCUGCUGCAGGAGAUCAACAUCUCAAGACACUCAACGCUGCUGAACACGGGUCAAAAGAGCAUGCGAGUCACGAGUCUUCUAAUUUGCCAAGGGCUGCUAUGGGUGGGCACGGCCCAGGGCUUAAUUAUCACUCUUCCAGUUCCCAAACUGGAGGGCAUCCCCAAAAUAACAGGUAAAGGGAUGAUCUCUCUCAACGCCCACUGCGGACCCGUGGACUUCAUGGUGGCCUCCACCAGCUUCCUGUCGCCCGACCUGCUGAAGAGGGACUCUGUCGGGGACGGCCCGGACUCUGCCUGCGGGGGGGAGGACCGCAGCGACACCUCCUCCCAGGAGUCCCUGCAGCAGUCCUACCAGGGAGACGGGAGGGGCAAAGGACGCGGCGUCCUGCUGCAGUACAAGCUGCGCUCCACGUCGGGGCUGCCCGGGCGGCCGCUGACGGCGCUGGGCGACGAGGCGUCGGACUCCUCCCUGGAGUCUCUGGAGCACAGCGUGGAAGAUGGAUCUAUCUACGAGCUCAGCGAUGACCCAGAAAUGUGGGUCCGGGGACGUCCUUGCGAGAGGGACGGCGGCCGCAGGGACAGGGUGAUAUCUGCUGCGGUGAUCUCCGGAGGCAGAGGGUUUCGCAGACUGAGGGAAGGAGCGGCGGCAGGUGCUAGGACAAACGUGGAGGGUUUGGAGAAUAUCCUCAUGGUGUGGCAGCUCCCACUGACAGUGUGAUGGGGCGACUACGCGCCGAGGUGAUGUAUAUUUAUAGACGGCGGCGCGGCUUAGCCCUGAAUCAAAUGCCCUAUAAAUUCAGGGGAUUUGAAUGUAUGAUGAGAAGGUGUUGCCACUUUAAAAGAGCUUGACAUCUUACGAUUUAACCCGUGGAAUAAGCAAGCUGAGACACGCUUGUUCACCAGCGGCGCUGUCAGCCCAUGGGACGCGUUGAAUGUUCAGGACCGUGCGUCAUCCCCCCCCCCUCCCUACUCCCUCGGUGACAGAGGCCUCAGCAGAUUAGUUCCAUGUGAUUGUUUUGGUCUGGUCUCUCUUCCGGCCUUAGUUAAGAUUGAUACGCCUCAGUUUAACCUCAUCAUUGCUGCCUGCGCUCUGCCACAUUUGUUUUGUGUGAAGGACUUGUGUGUGAGCACCCAUGGACAGCGCGCCUUUGAGAGGCGGUCUUUGUUGAAUCUGCCAUGCUCUGCAGAGUUAGAAAUGGACGUCUUUUAUCUGAUCCUGAGGGAGAGAUCCCAUCUGUUUAGAACUGAAAGCUGGGGACUACCAUCACAUCACAGAGCACAUUAGCAUCGCUUUAUAAGCUUUGCCAGCCUUUCUCUCUCAUCCCAUACAAUGUGAACGUAUGAUACCUACUAUUGUGUCUCGAAUCUGAGUCUGUGCACUCGUAAAAAAAAAAAAAAGAAGAAAAAAAAAAGGUUUCAUUUUUCCUGUUUUGUUGCAAAAAAACAUUUGUGGCUACAGAACAAGUUGAUUUUAGGAUAUUUCCAUGCCUUUGUGAAAGGGCUCAUGCCAGUACAUACUAGCUAUUACAAGUUAUUAUAGUCCAGUGUGGAGUUAUCCUACUCAAAAUCUAUAUUUGCACUCUGAAAUUACUGUAAUCAUGACGUAUUUAUUUGAUCAAUGAAAGUCUUCUGUGCCAGAUUUUAUAGUAUUAUCAUUCCCAAGUAGGUACUGUAAAUGGCAGAGAUCUGCUCCAUUAUUCAGCGGCGUUCAUCAGCUAGAUAAAACAAAUGUGCGCGCAGCCUUGUUAAUACCCAUCUCACAUUAGCUGUAAACCCCAGUCGCACAUCAAAAGCCAGACUCCAAUGAAUGAUGAAAUGAAAGUGCUGCCGCCAUUUAAACUUCUGUCGGCUUUGUAACAAACAGAGGGAGUCGACCUAAGAGAGACAGCAAUUAGCAUGUUUACAGGACCAGUAAUUAUCAAUAACAAGGAGGACGCUCGGAUGAAAGGUUUUGUUUUACAGUACACGGCAAAAGUCUGUCUGACAAUUAUCAGACGUCGAUGAGGAAUAUCACCAGAGGACUCCGAGGUGUGGAAACUCAAUCAACACUCGUUUUCCUACUAGUAUUUCCAUACUAGUAAUAUUUAGAGAGUAAUGAAUCAUUCUUAUCUAAUGAUCGGGACGUGGAGAUAGUCCUAACCCUCACUGCUCAAUUUUCUUUUGAGUUUAACAUCACUUCAGAUCAUAACAGGGCGGAUGAAUAGUCUGCCUUUUUAACCUAAUGUGGUUAUAAAACUCUUAAAAUGAAUGAAUAAUGUAAAUUGCAUUUCAUUUGUACAGGAUGUGAUACAUUGUUUGCACCUAACAGCGGCAGCAUGUAAAAAAGAGUGGAAACACAACGAAGCGCUCGACGGUGUGUGUAAUAUAUGUGAAAGUUCUUCAUUAAAAUGUUGUGAAUUCCAAGGUGUGUUAGCGUUGGCAGCUGGCUAAUCGAGGCCUGUUGGCCUUCAUAUCAAACUGAAACAGGUACAUAUUUGACAGGAUGGAAAGUACCAACUGUGUUUUUGAAGGGUGAGGGUCGUAUUUCCUGCACUCUUGUUCUGUGUAGUUCUUGAACCACUAAUCUACCUUCAUCAUGCUGUCAGUUUCAUUAACUGAAUAAAGUAAAACCGAAAUAAACGGAC